AUGUCCGUCUCAGAUAGGCAGCCACAGCAGCCGAGCGCGCAGCCCUUUGUGCGCCGGUUAGCCGAGCGCCCUCCUGACCCCACCGCAGCAGCCUCAUCUGGCAGUGCCUCCCCGCCCCGGCCAUUUACCCCCGGAUUCGCCUCUGCCGGCAGCUCAGAGGGAUCACCCUCUGAUGACAGGUCGGCCGCCGUGGAAGCGGCGGCCGGCCACGCCGCCGUCCCGGGGCCGGCAGCCGCCGCCGACCACGCUGCGGCUGCGCCAGCUCAGCGCCACGUCAGCAUGACAUCAGCGCCGACAUCAGCGCAGCGCGAGAACGCAGGCGGCGCGGUUGCGCCGAGCCCGAAGGCGCUGACGCCGUCACCACCUCAGCGACAGCUCAGCGCCGCAUCAGCGCCGAUGUCUUCGCCGCUGGUGGACGUCAGCAACCUCCCCACGCUGCCAUCGCCGUGCUCCCAGCAGGGCACCGCCUCACCACUGCAGCAGUUUGCGACUCCGGCCGCCCUCGCGCAUUCAACGCUGUUCCCUGUGGCUUCACCGGCGCUGACACCGCCCACUGCCUUCCGCAAGCCGCGACCGCACUUCGCCACCGCCGACGACGCUCGGGUGUUUCUUGAGGUGCUGAAGGCUGUGGGAGAGGCAGCAAGGUUUGGAGAGUUGGAGGCCAGGAAGCAUGCGCUGACAGCGGUGCAUGCGUUUGCAUGCGAGGCAGCGCCUGUUCUGGCGGCGCACUUCGCUGACGUGGCGCCCCUGCUGCUGGACUGCGCCUGUGACACGUCUCGCGAGGCGUGCCCUUUUUCCCCAUCUGUGCGGUUGCUGGCUCAGCAGGCGAUGGAUGCAUGCAUGACCUCACUGCCGGUGCGCGGCUGCUGCCUGGAACCAUUGUUGCAGCGCUGCGGCCAGGAGGCCGAAUCGCUCGAGGGCGAGGCGGCCGCGCUGCAGGCUUUGUUCCGGGGCAUGAGCCAGCUUGUGAGGCGGUUGGGCCCCGGGGAGGCCGAUGCGCUGUUAGGAACGCCCCUGCUGCCCUGCCUCGUGCGAGCCUUCGGGCACGCCUCAGCAGACGUGCGCAAGGCGGUGGUGUUCUGCUUGGUGGAGCUGAGGCUGGCGGUAGAUGAGUCCAAGCUGGCGCCUGUGCUGGCAGAACUGAGCACCACCCAGCAGAAACUGCUGGCCAUCUAUGUGGAGCGAACUCAGCAGCAGCAGCAGCAGGCGCAGCAGCAAUUGCUUUAUUAA
Molecule: messenger RNA, 1230 nt
Organism: Coccomyxa subellipsoidea C-169
Lineage: Eukaryota; Viridiplantae; Chlorophyta; Trebouxiophyceae; Coccomyxaceae
Exons: 6
Coding region: 1-1230 (409 amino acids)
Source: RefSeq, a predicted model, not a curated record